This is a messenger RNA of Closterium sp. NIES-65, 3057 nucleotides long. Lineage: Eukaryota; Viridiplantae; Streptophyta; Zygnematophyceae; Desmidiales; Closteriaceae. The record is from the annotation of a GenBank genome assembly.
AUGGCAAGUCUCUCGAUUCCGGCCACCACCGUUAAUGGGUACACCGACGGUGUGAGCGCAGCGCAAGCAACUAAGGUGUCUUACUUUGUCGACCCAAAGUCAUCUUUGAAUCGCCUCAAUGCCAGUCGUCUCGGCAUUAACGCACAACCCGAACAGUUGUGUAACGCAUCUUGCCCUUCCCUGCUCCUCCCUGCCGCUGCCUGCCUCUCAACACUCCCUGCUGCUGUUCCGCACUCUCCUCCUCUCCCUCCAUGCAGCAGCACUGCGCGCAGUGAUCACAGAAACUCCCACAUCCCUCUCAUCGGACCCUCCCCUAUACUCUCCCUCCCCCCUCCCCCAUCCACAUUCACAGUACUUAUCUUCUCUCCCAGUGACGGUCGUGCCAGGCGCCGGCCCUCAUGCAACGAGCUGCAGUGCAGCAAGGUGCACGUGGAGGGCAGGCAAAGUUCGCCCUUCCCCAGUCUCCCCCUCGUUCCCCCCCCACACCUCCAAAUCCCACCACUUUCUCCCCGCCCCGCCCUGCCCCCAACCCAUACCUCAAACUCCCCUCUCCCUCUCCCGGGACCCUCCGUUAUUCCCCCUCCCCUGGCCUUGUCUCCCAGUGACGCUCGUGCCAGGCGCCGGCCUUCAUGCACCGAGCUGCAGUGCUGCAGGGUGCAGGUGGUGCCGUGGAGGGGAGGCGAGGGGCGCGCGGCAAUGGAAAAGGGCGAACGGGACAGGAGGGCUGAAGGGGGUGAUGGAGGGGAGCGGGGUUUGGGAAGCAGCGGGUGGGUGGCAGGUGAAGGGCGCGAGGAUGAAGAGGUGGAAGGUGAAACGCGUGAGGAUGAGGAGCUGGCAGGCGCCAUGGCUGCUCUUGGCCUGCCAGUGCAGUUCAGUGGAGGGGCGCGGACUGUGCAGUCAGCACAGGAAGUUAAGCAGCAGGGCGGCGGCAGCGGCGGUGAUGGUGGCGGCGGUGGCGGUGGUGGUGGUUCUGGUGGGGCUCGUGGAGGGAAGAAGAAGAGGCGGGGGAGGAGGAGGGGAGAUGGGCAGGCAACAGCAGAGUGCGCUCCAGAUGCAGGGGUAGAGCGCGGUGCGGAGGGCGUGGCAGGGGUGGGUCCAGCGAUAGCAGUGGAGGGUGGUGCAGAUGCAGCAAGGCAGGCUGCUGCUGAUGGAAGGGAUCUCACAGGGUCAGCGGCGGAGAGUGCUGCAGGAAUGGCAGUGGUUGGGAGCGGUCCAGAGGCAGUGGUGGGUGGCAUGGGGACAGCAGCACGGGUUGCUGCAGAGGCAGAAGUAAUGGCUGUCAGUGCAAACGUGGCAGCGCGUGGUGCUGCGCAGAUGGGCGGAGAGCAGAUGGGGGGAGAGCAGAUGGGGGGAGAGCAGAUGGGGGGAGAGCAGAUGGGGGGAGAGCAGAUGGGGGGAGAGCAGAUGGGGGGAGAGCAGAUGGGGGGAGAGCAGAUGGGGGGAGAGCAGAUGGGGGGAGAGCAGAUGGGGGAAGAGCAGAUGGGGGAAGAGCAGAUGGGGGAAGAUCAGAUGGGGGAAGAUCAGAUGUGGGGAGAGCAGGUGCAAGGGUUAGCAACGGGAGAGCAGGCGGAGGAAGGGCGGGCAGAGGGGGAUUCAUUUGUGGUGGCGGAGGAGGGAGCAUGGCAGGCGGUGUGGGAGCCGCUCUCCCACGGCGUGUACUUCUGCAAUGCUGCCGCCACCAUCACCCAGUGGCACCCACCAGACCACGGCGAGGGGAGUGGGCUUGCAUGCUGGGUGGGAUGGACGCCCCAACAGGCUGUAGCAGGACAGGCUGUAUCUGCAGAGGGAGAUCCCGCACAGGCAGAAACGGAGCAGGUCUUACUUGAGCCGGCUGUAGCAGAGCAGGCUGUAGCAGCGGGGUAUGAGAAGUACUGGCAGCAGCGGUACGGUCUGUUCUCACGGUUCAAUGAGGGCGUUCUAUUGGAUGCUGACGCGUGGCCCCUUGUCACUCCUGAGGCCAUUGCCGCCCACCACUCUGCCAUGUGCGCUGCGGUCAUGUAUUAUGAUGAUGCCACGUGUGCAGGGGUGGAUGCUGCCACGUCAGCAGGAGGCAGUGGUGCUGCCGCAUCGGCAGGAGAUAGCAGCGCUACGUGUGCAGAUGAUGGUGCUGCCACGCUUGCUGCUGCCAUGUGUGUUUCUGCCACGCGUGCUGCACUGUUAAGCUCUGAGGAAGAUGCACUAGAGCAGAGGGGAGUCCGAGUAACAGCCGGGGAGGAGGAGGGGAAGGAAGGAGGGGAGGGAGAGGUGAACAGGGAACGGGAUGCGAUGGGCAGACAAGAAGGAGAAGAGGAACCAAGAGAUGGUUCCUUGGGCGAAGGGAGGUGUGGGAGUGGGAGUGAAGCACGCAUGGAGAGUUGUGAGCACGCAGCAGGCACGAGGGGUGCAGCAGACGUGGGGGGUGUUGAAGGCGUGGAGGGUGGGGCAGGCGUGGUGGUGGAUGCCUUCUGUGGUGUGGGCGGCAACACCAUCCACCUCGCCAAGCUCUGCCCCCACGUGCUGGCGGUUGACAUGAGUGUGCCUCGCCUGGCCAUGCUGCACCACAACCUCAGCAUCUACGGCCCCCAUCUGCCCCGUCGAGUGGAUGCGCUUUGCGCCGACUUCCUUUCCAUUGCGCCGCGGCUUAAGGUGACUUCCUGUCCCCUGCACCAUGGCUUAAGCCCCAACCCGGUCUGCCCCACCGAAUGGGCGCUCUGCACCGACUUCCUCUCCAUUGCACCGCGGCUUAAAUGGAUGCUCUGUGCGCCGACUUCCUCUGCACUGCACCGCGGCAUGGCCAACUUCUUCCUCUCUCCUUUCAUUGCGGCUCUAGUGUGCACACGUCGUGCUGAUGUGGUCUUCCUGUCCCCCCCAUGGGGUGGCCCGGAGUAUCUAGACCAAUCAGAGUACGACAUCUGGACCAUGCUGCAGCCAGUCAGCGCCUCCGCCCUGCUGCAGCUGGCACUGAGCAUCGCCCCCUCAGUGGCCAUGUACCUGCCUCGCAACACUCCCAUCCACCACUUGGAACAACUCGCUCGCUCCAUCACGCCUUCUGGUCCCUGCCUGGUGCGUCACUCGUGA